Molecule: messenger RNA, 306 nt
Organism: Protopolystoma xenopodis
Lineage: Eukaryota; Metazoa; Platyhelminthes; Monogenea; Polystomatidea; Polystomatidae
Source: the annotation of a GenBank genome assembly
AUGCGAGCCAUUGGGUUCAUAAGCUAUGAAUCUUGGAAAUUCGACUGUCAGGUUGCAGCUACUGACCUUGACGAUCCUGUGGCUGCCAGGACACAGCUCACCUUCACAUUUGCUCCGAACACAUUUUUCCGCAACCCUACACAAUUCUUAACGAUCGCGCCUACCACCGGGGUUAUCACUACCAGCAAGGUGUUACUGCGCACCAGCAACGAUCUGGAUGAUGUGUUGCCGUCCCAACUUUACUUCACAGUCAGAGUCGAUGAUUGGGGUGAGCCAAGCAAUCUAAAAGUAUAUACUAAUUCUUAG